GGGCAGCGGCGAUGUUCGACUGCUGGGGAGCCGCGCUCGGCGCCGCCGUCUCCGUCCCCGUCCUCCUCCUGGUGGCAGCGCCCUACAUCAGAAGGUAUGUCGCUGGUGGACGGUGCAAGUCGACAGUCAGGCUGGAGGGGAAGGUGGCCAUAAUCACAGGAGCCAACACAGGCAUCGGGAAGGAGACGGCCAGGGACCUCGCCCGAAGAGGUGCGAGGGUGAUUGUCGCUUGCAGAGACAUAAAGAAGGCAGAAGCUGCAGCCAGUGAAAUCCGAGCUGAGACGGGGAACCAGCAAGUCAUUGUGAAAAAACUGGACUUGGCUGAUACGAAGUCCAUCCGGGAGUUUGCUGAGAAAUUUCUAGCAGAGGAGAAGGAGCUCCAUAUUCUCAUUAAUAAUGCUGGGGUAAUGUUAUGCCCGUACUCCAAGACUGCUGAUGGCUUCGAGAUGCACCUGGGAGUCAAUCAUCUUGGGCAUUUUCUCUUGACCUUCCUGUUGCUGGAGUGCCUGAAGCAGUCUGCCCCCGCCCGCAUAGUGAACGUGUCCUCGCUGGCUCAUCACGGGGGACGAAUCCGCUUCCAUGACCUCCAUGGUGAGAAGAGCUACAACCGUGGCCUCGCCUACUGUCACAGCAAAUUGGCCAACGUGCUCUUCACUCGGGAGCUGGCGCGGCGGCUGCAAGGCACUAAAGUCACAGCAAAUGCUCUCCAUCCUGGUUCUGUCCAUUCUGAGCUGGUCCGGCACUCGUUUGUAAUGACGUGGCUGUGGAAGAUAUUCUCAUUCUUCUUGAAGACACCUCAGGAAGGAGCUCAGACCAGCAUCUACUGUGCCGUAGCAGAAGAACUAGACUCUGUGACAGGACAGUAUUUCAGUGACUGCAAGCCAGCAUAUGUAUCUCCAUGGGGUCGGGAUGAUGAGACAGCAAAGAAGCUCUGGAGUGUGAGCUGCGAGCUCCUCGGCAUCCAGUGGGACUGAGCGGCGCAGACUUCAAGCGUGUAGCUGGCUGAGCCCAGCGAUGCUUCUCCUGGGAAGAGCACAGCUGAGAGACCUCAAGACUAGAGCACCGAUGCUUCAGCUGCCCUCAUGAUGGCUCUGUGAACACAAUCUAAUAUGAAUUUCUGGAAUACUACAUCUAAAGAUUGAGAUUAGUGAGCAACCAGUGCCCCUUCCUAGCUGGAGAAUUAGAGCGCCGAUGCAGGGAGUAACCUCCACUUGGUAUCUCACACAACAGCCAGAGACUACUGUUCUCUGGCUUUAGAAUAGAAAUGGAGGUUGUGGUCUUAGGUUUAGAUUAUGAAGUAACAAAGAAUUACCUUUAUUUAAUUAAUUUUUUUCCCUAACAGUAAUAGUAAUGAGGUAGGACUCUAAACUUAUGAUUUGUGAGGUUAUUUUCAGUUCCUACUAUUUGACCUGGCAGAAUGAACAUACUUUAGGAAUUUAGACUGUUCUGGCAAUUACAUGCAAUACAAAUGCUCUCAAGCACACGGAAACAGGUGCUGGCCUUUUUGUACCAUUAGGUAACAUUUUUAAGUCGAAUCGGUUAUUUUUCACUAUAUUCUCUGUAAGAAGUUGGACCAUGGCCACUGAAGUAUCUUGGCCCCAGAUGCUCAUUGAUUGCAGUAAGUUACCUGAGGGUUGGCAUUUGAGAACCCAGGUCUCAGGGCAGUUGCCCGGGAGGUUAAAAGCUGCAGAAGUGCUGCAAUUGUGCAUACGCAAGUUAUCUUAUUAAGAAAAAUUAACAUCUCUCCUGUGAAGCACUGAGCAAAGAUGGUAUAAAAGUUGUCACAAUAAACCCCCCAGCUGCACUUUAAAUGACUUUAGAACCUAGAAAAGAGAGCAGAAUGAGUAAAAAACAUCUCAGCUAUGUUAAAAAAAAACAGAAAUUACUUUAGCUUUAAAUGACAGCAGACUACCUACAGCUGAAGCAGAGGUCACAACUGUAUUAUCAAGAUAGUCACAUGAGCUACAGGACAGGAAAGUAAGACUUGCACAGAAAUCCUUACGUUUGUCUGCCAGCAGUUUCUGGCCUUGCAGCACCGUACAGCCCGUGCUGCUGAAGGCAGCUGGGUCCAUCCACGUAGCCUUGGGACUGCUCUGCUCCCUUGGAACUCCUGCACUCCUCGAUACAAAUUGCUAGAGUGCGAUCCAUAACCAGAGAUGAUUUCUGAAAGAAUUAAGCAGUUAGAAAACAAGUACCACGGCAAUAAAAGUCCAGAAGUUUCUGGACCUGUAUAUGAGUGUGCCACUGUGACCAACUACCAGUUUUGGGAAACAAAUGUUGAUUUUAUGAUUAAUUCUUUCUGUCUGGAUGCUACCUAUGCAGAUCAGUCCUGUGCUACCUCUGAGCAAUACUAAAUAAAGCCAUUUUCUUUUUACAACA
Messenger RNA from Calidris pugnax (ruff), 2379 nucleotides. RefSeq names its product retinol dehydrogenase 12 (all-trans/9-cis/11-cis) (gene RDH12). The transcript is spliced from 7 exons. Lineage: Eukaryota; Metazoa; Chordata; Aves; Charadriiformes; Scolopacidae. The record is from RefSeq and is a predicted model, not a curated record. The coding region runs from base 12 to 974 and encodes 320 amino acids.